Molecule: messenger RNA, 984 nt
Organism: Colletotrichum aenigma
Lineage: Eukaryota; Fungi; Ascomycota; Sordariomycetes; Glomerellales; Glomerellaceae
Product: Secondary metabolism regulator LAE1
Exons: 9
Coding region: 1-984 (327 amino acids)
Molecular function (GO): methyltransferase activity
Source: RefSeq, a predicted model, not a curated record
AUGACAGGUCAGCAUAAUGACGUACAUGCUCAGGAGCGCGACACGGAUUUCGAUGAGGCCGCAUCCGAUGUUGACUCGACUUUCAGCGAGGCGGCACCUUCGCUGAUAUCGUUGCGCUCUAGCAUUUUUGACUACGAGUUUGAAAAUGGGCGGACGUACCAUUCCAUGAGCCGAGGCAAAUACGCUUACCCAAACGACGAUCUUGAAGUUGAGCGGCUGAAACUGCAGCAUCACAUAUGGCUGAUAACAUUGGACGGAGAGCUAGCUUGCAGUCCUGAAAAGCAUAAGGCGAAGAGGGUGAUGGACAUGGGAACAGGCACCGGUGUGUGGGCCAUUGAUUUCGCCGAUGCAUACCCUGGGUCUGAGGUCAUCGGUGUUGACCUAAGUGCAAUUCAACCAGAAUACUUUGAGAUCGAUGAUCUAGAAAAAGACUGGAAGUGGAAAAGACCGUUCGAAUUCAUAUUCUGCCGAGCCAUGGCGGGAAGCUUUUUUGACUUUCCAUCCAUCAUCCGGAAGGCGUUUGACAACCUAAGUCCAGGAGGCUGGUUUGAAAUGCAAGACCUCGAACUUCCCAUGUCUUGCACCGACGGUACCAUUACGACGGACUCCGCUCUUUGGCGGUGGCAUGCUGCUGUUGUUGAAGCCGCCAGAGCCAUAGGCCGGCCGCUCGACUAUGCCCCAAAAUGCAUUCCUGACCUUCAACGGGCAGGCUUUGUAGACAUACGACGCCGAACAGCCCGAUGGCCAUUCAACACGUGGCCACAGCAUCCGAAGCUAAAGGAGAUCGGUCGCUGGCAUUGCGCGAAUCUCGAAAUGGGACUCGAAGGGUUUUCGAUGGCUCUCUUGACACGGGUAAAAGGCUGGGAUCCAGCCGAGGUAUCGGUGCUUUGUGAUGAAGCCAAGAAGGAGGUCAGGAACAUGAACAUGCAUGGCUAUUGGAACAUGUAUGUGCCCUUUCACCAGUCUAUGGCGCAAGCGGUAUAG